This is a messenger RNA of Trichogramma pretiosum, 981 nucleotides long. RefSeq names its product sulfotransferase family cytosolic 1B member 1-like (gene St2). The coding region runs from base 1 to 981 and encodes 326 amino acids. The transcript is spliced from 6 exons. Lineage: Eukaryota; Metazoa; Arthropoda; Insecta; Hymenoptera; Trichogrammatidae. The record is from RefSeq and is a predicted model, not a curated record. Gene Ontology annotation, biological process: sulfation. Gene Ontology annotation, cellular component: cytoplasm. Gene Ontology annotation, molecular function: sulfotransferase activity.
AUGGCCAUCUCGUACACGACCGUCGAGGGCGACCUCAGCCAGAAGCUCGACAAGAUGUUCGGCGUCAGGUACAGCUUUCUGCGGGUCAAGCCCGGCAACUGCCUGCUGCCGCCCCAGUACGUGUUCAUCGGGCCGAGGAUUCGCGAUCUCGAGAUACGCGAGAAUGACAUUUGGCUCGUCUCUUAUCCCAGGACCGGAAGCCAUUGGGUUUUGGAAAUGGCCUGGCUGAUCGGUAACAAUCUCAAUUACGAGGAGGCUCGAAAAACUCACUUCGCCAUGCGGAGCCCACUGCUGGAAUCCUCGGCGUUGAUGGUCAACGGAUCGUUCGUCGAGUGGUUCGCCAAAUUGGGCGAGUCCGUCGAGACGGUCGAAAAGUUGCCGAGUCCGCGAUACGUCAAGAGCCAUUUGCCGCUCGAUUUGCUUCCAAAACAACUUCACGAGAAAAAACCAAAGAUGAUUUAUAUCGCGAGAAAUCCUAAGGACAUGUGCGUGAGCUUUUAUCAUUACUGCAGACUCUUUCACGAUUUGACUUGCUCCUUCGACGAUUUCGCCGAGCUCAUGCUGGUUGACAACGCACCGCCUGGACCAUUUUGGAAUCACGUUUUACCUUUCUGGGAACGUCGUCACCAGGAUAACAUACUCUUUCUCUUUUACGAGGAUAUGAAAAAGGAUCAAGAAGGAACGAUACUGAAGACAGCCAAAUUUCUGAAGAAAAAGCUCACCGACGAGCAGGUCAGCGAACUGAGCGACCACAUAUCGUUCCCGAAAAUGGCCGCCAAUCCGUCGGUCAAUUACGAGCAGGUCCUGGCUCAGAAGAACGUCGCACCGGACGAUCCGGACACGAAGUUCAUCAGGAAGGGCAAAGUCGGCGAUUGGCGCCACUACAUGUCGGACGAUCUGUCGCGCCGUUUCGACGAGUGGACCGAGCAAAAUACCAAGGGCACCGGCUUGAAAUUCAUCACGGACGAUUUGGAGGACUGA